AAAGAAGAAGAUUAAUUUUUCACUAAUUGUUUAUGAGAAUAUUUUGUGUUCCGGCUUAAAGUCGAUAUUGCGUUUUUGAGGUAUUGUUUGUUUUAAAUAUUGUGUGAUACUUCAAGAACUAGUUAAAUUGUUGUUUUGGUGGUAGUUGAAGAUAAAGGCAAAAUAAAAGCUUGAAGUUUGGUAUUUGAAGGAAGGCAUCAUCACAACAUUUGGACCACCAUUCAUUUAAUUGAAAGAAAUAUUUUUGAUAUUCUAAUGCUAAUAUUCAUAGGCAACCCCAAGAUUCAUAUAUACUUUUUUUGUAGUUAAUGUUUAUGUUUGAAUUUCAAAUUGAUGAACAGUAUACCUUUCUUGAGUAUGUAGAAUUAAAGUUCCUUUCUUCUGUUACCUUUUUCAAACCUACAACCUUAGGCAAACACAAAACUAAAACCAACUACAAUUGGUCUAUAUUGUAGUUAUAAUUUUUCAAAGAAAUUUUUUUUCUAGAGCUUAAGAUUUUGAUAUUGGUUUAGUUUUGUUGAUUGAUUACCUCAUCCUAAACCUAAAGGAUUACAACUCUAUGGUCAACCAAUGUUGAUGUGAUUUUUUUUUUUUUCAUUUGAAAUGGAUGAUCAAACUGAGUCAUGUUCUUCUAAUACAUUGGUACAGUGUCGAAUAUGUCACGAUGAAGAUUUAGAGUUAAACAUGGAUACGCCUUGUUCUUGUUCUGGCACAUUGCAGUAUGCACAUAGAAUAUGUGUGCAAAGAUGGUGCAAUGAGAAAGGUGAUACUACUUGUGAGAUUUGCCAACAGCAAUUUAAAGGCUAUACUCCUCCUCCACAAGCUCCUUUAUUCCGCUAUAGAGGCAACUGGGAAAUUCCAAGAAUUGGUUUUAAUAAUCAUCAGCUCAUAGCAUUGUUUCCUGCUAAUCAUGAAUUUCUAGACUUUGACUUUGAAUAUUCAGCUUCCUCUAGAAGGAGUCGUCUAUUCAUUCGCAUCGUUGCCAUCAUUUUUAUUGUUCUGCUUGUUUUACGUCAUACACUUUCAAUCGUAUUUAUACUCGAUGAAUUUGAAGAGACUUCCUUGACAGUGAUUACGUUGCUUAUGUGGGGAGUCACUGGAAUAAUUGUACCAGUGUAUAUAAUGGUAAAAGCUAUUCAACAACUUCAAAAUCAGAAUCAGAACCCCCUUAUGCAACUGCGAUCACUUGAUGAAAACAACAUGAGACAGUCCCAGUUGCGGGUCAUCCAUAUUCAGUGAUUUUAUGGUCUACAACAGAUGAAGAAAUGGAUAGGAGGAAAAACAUAUAUAGCAGAAGCAUUACCUAAAUUGAUGUAAAAACAGAUAUGGCAGAAGCAUACCUAAAAUGAUUAGGAAAUUGAUGCAGUUCAUUGCUUGAAAAAGUGAAUCAAUAUAACUAGAUGUUAUUGUACAUAAUAAUGUAAAGUUCCUUCUUGUUGAAAUAUAAGCUCUAUAGCAAAUCAUCCUUCCAUGUAGUUCUGUCUAAAAUUGGAAU
This is a messenger RNA of Vicia villosa (hairy vetch), 1495 nucleotides long. RefSeq lists its product as uncharacterized. Gene Ontology annotation, cellular component: membrane. The record is from RefSeq and is a predicted model, not a curated record. Gene Ontology annotation, molecular function: zinc ion binding; ubiquitin-protein transferase activity. The coding region runs from base 604 to 1239 and encodes 211 amino acids. The transcript has 6 exons. Lineage: Eukaryota; Viridiplantae; Streptophyta; Magnoliopsida; Fabales; Fabaceae. Gene Ontology annotation, biological process: protein ubiquitination.